Molecule: messenger RNA, 2724 nt
Organism: Macrosiphum euphorbiae (potato aphid)
Lineage: Eukaryota; Metazoa; Arthropoda; Insecta; Hemiptera; Aphididae
Source: the annotation of a GenBank genome assembly
AUGAGUAGUUUCCUGCACGUAAUACUUUUUUUGGUAUGUAUUAUUGGUUCAACCGUAUAUUCGGUUGACCGUGGUAAUUUUAAAACAUGCGAACAAAGUAACUUUUGUAAGCGUUGUCGCUCCAUGAACAAAAACCAAAAAACCGCUUUUGAACUAGUGCCAGACAGUGUUCUAUUGACGGAUAAAUACUUCGAAGCAUUGAUAUCAAAUACAAACUAUGAUGAUGUUUCAUUACGAAUGCGGCUGGAUGGUCUGAAGGAUAGUACACUUCGUCUUCGCAUCAACAAAGACGGGAAUCAAAUGUAUAACAGGUUUCAACCAGUGCAUGCUCUUGUAUCUGAACCAAUUACAGAGUCAAUGAUUAUGGCUCGAAAUGCAUCAACUGUCGAAUUAGAAUUGAGUAAAAUUAUUAAGGUGUAUAUCACAAUAGCCCCAUUUAAAUUGGAUGUUUAUGUUAACGAAGAGUUGACCAUAGGGGUGAACCAUGAUAAUCUAAUGCAAUUUGAACACUAUAGGCCUAAACCAGAAUCUAUUGCAGAUAAUGAAAUAGGGUCGUGGGAAGAAUAUUUUAAGGAACAUCAGGAUUCUAAGCCACGUGGACCUUCAGCAGUUUCAAUGGACUUCAAAUUAUAUUCGUCUACUUCUCUAUAUGGACUGCCAGAACAUGCUGACAGUUUAGCUCUCAAAGGUACCACUGGGAAUGAUCCGUAUCGAUUUUAUAAUUUGGAUGUUUUUGAGUAUGAAUUGUACAAUGGAAUGGGAUUAUACGGAGCUGUUCCAUUUUUAAUGGGACAUGGAAAAAAGAACAGUGUCGGGGUGUUUUGGUUGAAUGCUGCUGAAACAUGGGUAGAUAUUGCAGGUGUAAAAGGAAACACAGAACACACAUCAGUUGUGGAAUCCAUAGUUAAUUUAGUUUCAGGAUCGUCUACUGAAAAAGACAUUCCCAGAGCUCAUUUUAUUUCUGAAUGUGGCAUCAUUGAUUUUUUCAUUAUGUUGGGUCCUAAACCUCUGGAUGUAACCAGACAAUAUUCUUCACUAACAGGAACCACUCCAUUACCUCCACUAUUUUCUUUGGCUUACCAUCAGUGCCGAUGGAAUUACAAUGACCAAAAAGAUGUCCACGAUGUAGAAACAAAUUUUGAUGUCAACGACAUACCUAUGGAUGUCAUGUGGUUAGAUAUUGAGUAUACAGAUAGUAAAAAAUAUUUUACCUGGGAUCCAGUUAAAUUCUCUGAACCUUUAGAAAUGGUUAAUAAUUUAACUAGCAGAGGAAGAAAGUUAGUGACUAUUAUUGAUCCACAUAUCAAACGUGAUUCCAACUACUUUCUUCACAAUGAUGCAAUCAAUAAUGAUUUAUAUGUGAAGAAUAAAGAUGGUGACGUGUACGAAGGUUGGUGUUGGCCAGGGUCUUCUAGUUAUUUGGACUUCAUGAACCCUAAAGUACAAGAUUAUUAUGCUUCUCGUUAUUCUAUUGAUAAUUUUGUCGGUCCUACAGAGGACAUUUUUAUAUGGAAUGAUAUGAAUGAACCUUCUGUUUUCAAUGGACCAGAAGUAACCAUGCCAAAGGAUUGUAUUCAUCAUGGUGGUUAUGAACACAGAGACAUACAUAACAUUUAUGGACUGUUGCAAGUCAUGAGCACAUAUGAAGGUCUACUAAAACGAUCAAAUGGCAAAAAACGACCAUUUAUUUUGACCCGAUCUCAUUUUGCUGGUACACAACGUUUUGCUGCUGUGUGGACUGGUGAUAAUAUGGCUGACUGGAGUCAUUUAAAAAUAUCUUUACCAAUGUGUCUCUCAUUGGCAAUUUCGGGUAUAUCAUUUUGCGGUGCAGAUGUGGGCGGAUUCUUUAAUAACCCUGAUAAAGAAUUACUUAUCCGAUGGUACCAAACUGGUGCCUUUUUGCCUUUUUUCAGAAGUCAUGCUCACAUAGAUACAAAACGUCGAGAACCGUGGUUAUUUGAUGAACAGACUACAUUUUUGAUCCGUGAUGCUAUCAGAACAAGAUAUACAUUGUUACCACUGUGGUACUCGUUGUUUAAAAACCAUGAAGUAACCGGAGCACCUGUUAUACGGCCAUUAUUUUUUGAGUUUCCUCAUGAAGAACAACUGAACAACAUCGACAAUGAAUUUAUGGUUGGUGAUAUCUUGUUGGUGUGUCCUGUAUUAGAUCAAAAUGUACAAGAGUUGACUUGUUAUUUCCCUGGUCACGAAGAAAUAUGGUAUGAUAGAGAUACUUACCAAACAAUCAAAACUAAUGGGCUGAUGAAAAUACAAGCGCCAAUCAACAAGGUGCCUGUGUAUCAACGCGGUGGUACAAUAGUUCCUACUAAGCAACGUGUUCGCCGAUCAUCAGUCUUAAUGAAGGACGACCCAUACACUUUAAUUGUAGCAAUUGACCUGAAAGCUAUCGCUAAGGGAUCAUUGUAUAUUGAUGAUGAGGAAAGUUUUGAAUACCGGGAUGGACACUUUAUCUACGUUGAAUAUGAAUACAUCAACAACCAAUUGAUCUCAAAAUGUUUACAUUGUAAAGAUUUCAGUUCUAAAUCAUGGGUGGAAAAAGUCAUGAUUGUUGGUAUUCCCAAUGUAUUUACCAAAGCCAGUAUACAGGUCAAUGGUGGUAGUUUGUCAGAAUUAUCCGUUUUAUACAAUACUCAUAAUCAAGUAUUAACAGUGCGGAAACCUGCUGUCGGAAUAGCUCAAAAUUGGACGAUUACUCUACUUUAA